GAUGACUGCCUCCGUGUCUCCUGUCUCUGCGCUCCACAUCUACAGGGCUCAAUGUUGGUCCUCCGCGUCGUCAAACUUUUCAUUCCACACAGCUAGUGCGCAUGUUUUCAUGAAAGGAGCUCCACUGGCGUCGUUUCAUGGCUCUACUUUGAAGGAAUCAGCAACUCUGUCGGAUCCGAGAGGCCAGAUUAAUGCUGCUCACACAGAUUGGGACCCAAAUACAUGCUCCUUGAGAUCUUUUCCCACACAGUUCAGUGUCUCUGUCAGUAGACUCUGGCUCUCAUUUGUGUCAGCUGUUGCUACCAGUGUCCCCAGCCUUUACUGUAAUUGAGAGAAGGAUCAGGAUUGAGCACAGCUGUCUAAAGACUGCAAUGUCAUCAAAAAUGCAGAGCUCCAGUAGUAUAGCUCAGGCAAGGCGGACGGUGCAGCAGCUGAGGAUAGAGGCCAGCAUCGAGAGGAUAAAGGUUUCCAAGGCUUCGGCAGACCUGAUGCGCUACUGUGGAGAACAUGCCAAGAAUGACCCGCUGCUCAUGGGCAUCCCCGCUUCAGAAAACCCUUUCAAGGACAAGAAGCCUUGCACUGUUUUGUAGGGGAAUACCUGAGCACUUGCUGCUUUCCUUUUGAUUCUUAUGUGGAAAAAAAAGCUGUAAUAGUAAUACUGUUAACAACUUAUCUUAAGGCCAGUGUAUCACCUUGCCCCCAACCUUUUCACAUGCCUGCUGCUGCAGUUGAAGGAAUUUAUUCCUCUCUGCCUCACAGUCAGAUAUCAGUUAGUUACACCAAAGAACAGGCAGAAGUCUGAAGUUGUGGCCUUGGAUCAAAGCUUUAGCUCAAACUAAAAUGAUUAAAAGUUUGUAUGAAGGUUCGGUGGUGACUUUAGUUUUUCUGUACUGUUAUCUGACAAGGCCACAGACCUGAAGAGAGCUGUGCCAUGGAUAGGAGAGUUCCUGACUUUAUAAUUAUCACAGCGUCCAUAAACAAGCCCCCUCAAUCAUUGGUCCAGGCAGAUUUAGGCUUUGAGCUUUCACCUCUACUUUCAUCAGGCUUGCUUCAGGAAACAUUUGUUUUAGUUUGUCUGCUACUGAUAAUGAGUCCCCGUGAUAAUGAUAUCCUGUCGUUGGACAAGUGAACUGUGCCGUCCAUCACAUGAAGACAAAUGGAAAGAGUGGAGGUUCAUUGUCAGCUAUGCACAUCUGCUGCUUCAUAUUUUGUUAUGUAAUGACAAAAAUCAGUUUUUAAAUUUGGCCAUUAAAUUGUUCCCAGCACGCUCCUAGCACAGACAGGGGAAUCAAAUUGGUUCAAAUUGUCCUGACAAUUCAAUCUUUGCCGACGCAAAUAAUUCAGUUCUAUUGUUGAUUGGAUUUUCAGUUUUCUCUAACUGUCCUCCGAGCUAGUAGCUGUUAUAGACUUUCAAUACCUACUUCAAUUGAAUCCAAUGCAGAGCUGAAGAGAGGUUUCGAUACCAGAGGGUUAAUUUUCUUGACAAAACUCGUCUUUUUUUUAAACUCUUUUUGUUUGCAUUUGCCUUAAAAACAUAUGUAAAAUGUCCGGUCUUACUUUCUCUAAAAAUUAAGCAGUACCAGUAUGAACUGUACAUUAUGCAUGACCUUUUUGCAUGAUGUAUGUCUUGAUUUGUAUAAAGAAAUAUUUAUUAUGGGGCCAUCAUUGCUGAAAAAAGGAUUCAAGACCAAUCUGUGCCAUCUUAUCAGAUCUACCAAUUAGAUUUUCAGUAUCUCAAUAUAUAUUUAUUUAUAUAUAUCCUAACAGUUUUCUGUCUGCAGAGCUGAGGCUAAUUUCUACUAUUGUUAUUACUAUUCAGGCACUUUGAAACCUGUAAACACCAAAUGACUGUUAUACUCUUGAGUUUGAAACAUUCCAUGUUUACAACUGCUCCAAAAUUUACUUAGAUUUUAUUAUAAAAACGUACGACUGGCAGUGUGUACUUUUGACUUUAUGUCAUUUGUGUGUUGGUGCUUAUGCAGAACAUAAGGAACUAAUUUUGCAAUUUUACCAGCCAGGGCCUUAUGAAGUGAUGCGGCUUCAACCUUUCGACUACCUUUUUAGUCACACAAGUGCUGUUGUCUAAUACUGUGAAUAAGCAAGCCCCUUAGGUAAAGGGAGUAUAUCUUACUAUUAAUUCCAUGUAUGACAUCAUAUUUCAAAAUGACUAAUGUUCAGUAAUGAAUUGUAUCAAGAUAUAUCUCAUAUGUCUAUCAAUAUUGUAGCGCAGUAUGUACGUCCAUGAACCACAGUAUGUGCUUGCUUUAAACUGUUUAAUGUACUUUAUAGGAUUGUACUGAUUAAGACAACUUUGAAUUUUUGCGAUACUAAUUCAACUUUCUGAAUUGAAACUGAAUGUGUUGUUUGGCUUAAUUGAAUUACAAUUACAUUAAAAUGUUUGUGGUUUGUCACGCCUGGUGAGUGUAGGUUACUUUCCUGUAGGUCAUAUCCUGCCUUUACCUGUUUAACAUUAUUUCCUGUUUGUUAUAAUGCAAAUAAACCUAUAGAAACAAGUUA
This is a messenger RNA of Morone saxatilis (striped sea-bass), 2517 nucleotides long. RefSeq names its product guanine nucleotide-binding protein G(I)/G(S)/G(O) subunit gamma-12 (gene gng12b). The record is from RefSeq and is a predicted model, not a curated record. Gene Ontology annotation, cellular component: heterotrimeric G-protein complex. Lineage: Eukaryota; Metazoa; Chordata; Actinopteri; Moronidae. The coding region runs from base 372 to 590 and encodes 72 amino acids. The transcript is spliced from 4 exons. Gene Ontology annotation, molecular function: G-protein beta-subunit binding. Gene Ontology annotation, biological process: G protein-coupled receptor signaling pathway.